Messenger RNA from Penicillium vulpinum, 693 nucleotides. RefSeq lists its product as uncharacterized. The transcript is spliced from 4 exons. NCBI's taxonomy places the organism in Eukaryota, Fungi, Ascomycota, Eurotiomycetes, Eurotiales, Aspergillaceae. Bases 1 to 693 code for a protein of 230 amino acids. The record is from RefSeq and is a predicted model, not a curated record.
AUGAAAACAGGCGGUUUCACAGCGCUCGGGCUGACACCGAGUCGCGAGGACCCUAAGAUAUCGAUUUGGGAGACCCGAGCCUCUGAGGGCAAAGAUGGCAAGCACGUCCAACAAUCGGGUGGAGUGUUGGCUGCGGCUGCGGCCGCUCUACCGAUCGAUAGGAAAGUUGAAGGCAAGUGCGAGUCCAGCGCUUCAGGAAGGCGGGUCUUGUCACGGACAUCGGAGAAUGCUAAGGCACUUCUUGCGUCAGACCUUGCGACGGAUACUGAAAAGAAUGGGCUCAACGACAAGGAGGUUAAUGCUGGCUUGUAUAUUGCGUGCUAUCUCCAGGACGAUGAGGGACUGGUCGUCUCAUUCAGCGGAUCACAUCAUAAGCCGCGUAUGUUCCAGAGAUUCCGCAGCAAGGUGGGUUUUAUCCAGCGGUUGAGCUAUGCCAUUGUGUUACUUCCAGUUCACCAACCGGGUUGGCCUCUGAAACAAUCCACUGCCAACAAUUCCUUGCAUGGAGGUGAUGAGCUCAUCGAUGAGUUAUAUUUCGAAGUUGAGAGGAUUGUUGUGAGCAAUGGUGAUAUCGAGCAAGGAGAGAAGACUGAGAAGAAGGAAGAGAAGGUAUGGGUGGAAUUAGAGGCGAAAAAGAUCGAGAUCAUGAGGAAUACUAUGACCCGUGAACUUGUGCCACAUUUAUUGAGUUAG